CUGAGCCCCACCAUGGGCGGCUUGUACUCUGAGUACCUCAAUUCCAACAAGGUGUUGGAACACUACAAUUAUACCAAGGAGACACUGGACACGCAGGAGACGCCCUCCCGCCAGGUGGCCUCGGCCUUCAUCAUCGUCCUCUGCUGUGCCAUCGUGAUCGAGAACCUGCUGGUGCUCAUCGCGGUGGCGAGGAACAGCAAGUUCCACUCGGCCAUGUACCUGUUCCUAGGCAACCUGGCCGCCUCGGAUCUGCUGGCGGGCAUGGCCUUUGUCGCCAAUACCUUGCUCUCUGGCCCUGUCACGUUGCAUUUGACACCUUUACAGUGGUUUGCCCGCGAGGGCUCCGCCUUCAUCACCCUCUCAGCGUCUGUCUUCAGCCUCCUGGCCAUCGCCAUCGAGCGGCACGUGGCCAUUGCCAAGGUCAAACUGUAUGGCAGCGAUAAGAGCUGUCGCAUGCUUCUGCUUAUCGGAGCCUCAUGGCUCAUCUCGCUGGUCCUGGGGGGACUGCCCAUCCUUGGCUGGAACUGCCUGGGCCACCUGGAGGCCUGUUCCACCGUCCUGCCCCUCUACGCCAAGCACUACGUGCUGUGUGUGGUGACCAUCUUUUCUGUCAUCUUACUAGCCAUUGUCGCUCUGUACAUCCGAAUCUACUGUGUGGUCCGCUCAAGCCAUGCCGACCUGGCUGGCCCGCAGACGCUGGCCCUGCUCAAGACGGUCACCAUCGUGCUGGGCGUCUUCAUCGCCUGCUGGCUUCCUGCUUUCAGCGUUCUCCUCUUAGACUACGCCUGUCCCGUGCGGUCCUGCCCCGUCCUCUACAAAGCCCAUUACUUUUUUGCCUUCGCGACUCUCAACUCGCUGCUCAACCCUGUCAUCUACACGUGGCGCAGUCGGGACCUUCGGAGGGAAGUGCUGCGACCCCUGCAGUGCUGGCGACGUGGGGCCGGGGGACCAGGACAGCGGGAUGGGACACCAGGACACCGGCUCCUGCCCCUUCGCAGUUCCAGCUCGCUGGAGAGAGGCACUCACAUGCCCACGUCCCCCACGUUUCUGGAGGGCAACACAGUGGUCUAAAGGAGGAUAGACCUAUAACCAGGCCACCAAGAGCUGCGUGGAGGGGAGGCACUGGGUGACCUCUGACAGAGACGAGGGGCCACCAAGCAACAAGAUGUCCCCACCCCCACAGACCUGUGUGGAACUGAAAAUAGUUCCC
Messenger RNA from Castor canadensis (American beaver), 1210 nucleotides. Its product is annotated as sphingosine 1-phosphate receptor 2. NCBI's taxonomy places the organism in Eukaryota, Metazoa, Chordata, Mammalia, Rodentia, Castoridae. Gene Ontology annotation, cellular component: membrane. The record is from RefSeq and is a predicted model, not a curated record. Gene Ontology annotation, biological process: G protein-coupled receptor signaling pathway. Gene Ontology annotation, molecular function: sphingosine-1-phosphate receptor activity.